AUGUUUAAGUCCUACUUCCCUUCUGGCUGGUUCAGAAAGGCUGCUGAUGCUCCACCUGCUACUACUACCGACUCUUCGUCCUUCACUAUGCCUGGAAGAGACAACUCGCUGUUGCUCAAGGUGUCCAUGAAGGAAAGCACAGAGGAGUUUGUUGCAAUCGAUUACAAAAAGAUGUCUUAUGCCGAGGUGGCCCAGAUGUCAAAAAACAAGAAGCAGACAUCCAAAGUGCCCUUGGCUGUUCCCAAGAGUCACCGCAUCAACGAGAACCAAUACGAGAUAUUGGCCAACGAGGAUGAAGACUUGACCGAGUCGUUGUACACAGAAAAGGUCAAGACUAACAACUACUUCUUUAAAAACAAGGUGUACAAGGACGCCGACAGAACUAGAAAAUCAAGAAGAAAGACCAAGAAUUGA
Messenger RNA from Sungouiella intermedia, 414 nucleotides. The record is from the annotation of a GenBank genome assembly. NCBI's taxonomy places the organism in Eukaryota, Fungi, Ascomycota, Pichiomycetes, Serinales, Metschnikowiaceae.